GAAGCAGCACCCGAAUGGAUUGGAAGCCGCCAAGCCGCUGUUUAGCCUUGAAAUCCGCGAAGAAAGAACGAGUUGCGAGAAGAAGUAGAGAGUGGGAGGAAGAAAAGAGGGGAAAGUAAAGGGAGAAAUUCAGGCGAUCCACUAAACCCGACUUAUUUUAAGUUAAUUGUAAAUUUUAGUCGGCUAGGGCGCGCUUAUUCGGUUCCGUCCAUCAGGAGUCCGGGACUAGCUGAGUAGCUUGAAUGAAUACUGACCGUCGUCGCGUUGUGAAGGCUCGUUCUAUUCGUUCACUUUUACUUUCAUUUGUUGGGCAACCGAGCGCACUGCAAACCUGUGCCCCAAAAAUAUAUACACUCGACGCGAAGGCAGCGACGGAUUGUGUAGUGUUUGUGGAGCCAUGGCUCGGUGUUUAGGUGGUGUUCCUGGUGCUCACCCCCGCGGCUACCCCUUGGAUAACGCUGUUCCGGGUGCCCUCAUUUAGGAAUAUUCAUUUUUCCCGGUGGUCCUCUUCCAAAAACGAAUUUCGCCAUGUACUCAGAAGAACACGAUUCUCACGGCCUACUAACCCUCCACUACGGCAAACACCAUGCUACCAUAGUCGAUGAGAUCAAAACUUGUUUCGCCUCAGAAAACUACGCCGAUAUGACGUUUAUUUGCGACGACAAGAGCACUCUGAGCGCUCAUAAACUCAUUAUGGCAACUGCCAGUCCGUUAGUGCGCAGGAUUCUCGGCGAGAGUGUGCACGCGCACGGCCCAAGCGUAGUUUUGCUGCCUGGGAUCAAAAGCUGUCAUCUCAAACAUCUGCUGGAUUUCCUUUACAAUGGGCAAGCCUGCAUUAAGUCGAGUGAGCUGGAGAGCAUUCAAGAAUUAUUCGAGCUGCUUCAAAUUAAAUCGGACGUAUGGCAGUCUUCAAAUUCUGAAGAGGCCAAAAGCCAGUCCGAUGAUGGCGGUAGCAGCUGGGAGCGCGAUAACGAAACGUCCGACGCCGUUCAGAUUAAACGUGAAACGGAUGACGAUGAAAAGGAGGAAGGCGAAAUCAAAGACGAUGAAGACGACCCUGCGGAGGACACAUCUUCUCAGGAUCAAAGCAAUGGAUCUCCGAACCCUGUGAAUUUAUCAAUUAGUACUAAGAAUGCCGAGAAAGAUGAUGGGGCAGGCGAACGGGAAAAUAACUCAGAGAGAGGUGAUCAGAAAAACUUAGAUACGCUAAAGAUAGGGCAAACAUCUGUGAAGAUCGCGCCGAAAGUGCAUGAGUUUUCGCAGUUUCAUCGGAUGAAACGUAAGAGCUUAAUGUACACAGAGCCGAUAGACUUGAAGCAUCAAGAAGAUUAUUCGCAAAUCAAGCCGCCCAUAGCCGACCCAAAGUUGAUGUCGCUAGUGCCAAGUCCCGAUAACUACGUGGUAACGCCUCAUCGGAAAAGACGUCCUGGUUUCCAUAACUCUCCAGCACAAAACCCGCCGUUUGUACCGUUUUCGCCAUCCUACAUAGAGGAUGCAGGUCAUCACACGAGUCAUCGAUAUAAAAAUCUUCCCCCCAUAUUAGCAGCUCAUCAUCCUUUGUCGUUAUCGGCUCCUCCGUUUUUAGUUGAUCGGACUCACACUCCUACUCCUGGAACACACCCUGAUACUUCCUCGGCUCCUGAAAGUGUAGUGGUGAAAUACAGACCGCCCAGUGCAGAUCAGGGACUCGUGUCGGAAGCGUAUCAGUCAUUUGAGCAUACUUGGGGUGCCUGGACUUUGUGCCAAACUGCAGUGAACCCAUCGCAAAGUAACGACGAACCCCGUGAACCUCCUCCUGGAUAUUCCUCUAAUCCUGGAGCUGAAGACAGUGCAGAGACUUCGCAACAAGCAACUGGAAGCAAACAGAGUUUGCCAGCCGUUCAAGUGCGCGAGUAUAGGUGUGAGUACUGCGGUAAACAGUUCGGGAUGUCCUGGAAUUUGAAAACUCAUUUGCGUGUUCACACUGGCGAAAAACCGUUUGCUUGCAGACUUUGUGUAGCUAUGUUCAAGCAGAAAGCCCAUUUACUAAAACACUUGUGCUCUGUGCAUAGAAAUGUUAUUUCUUCGACCGAUGGCAAUGCUGGACGAUUUAACUGCUGUUUUUGUACUUUGUCGUUCGACUCGUUGCCCGAACUUAUCAGACAUUUAUCUGGACCCCACAAUAAUUUACUUUUGAGUAAAAACAUGCACGAGCUUAAAUAGUAUUUACAUUCCAUUUCACUGGAGUCGUACAAUGGUUGCCUAGAACGACUCCAAUCCGAAUUUGUGAUAUGCUGAUUAGCUGAUUUUAACUCGAUCAUUUUUGAUGGGCAGGUUGAAUUAUCAAAGUCAGUUUUAUUAGUAAAUUGAUUUUUCUAAGGGCACAACGCCUAAUUAGCGAAAUACAUCUAUUUCGUAUAUCUUGGAAAUCAAGGAGUGCCUUAUUAUAAGCAAGCUAUUCCAUUCUUUGUUCAUUUCUGUCCAAAUUUGAACUUUUUAGGUAGUUAGUCGUCUAUUUUUAACGACGUUGAUCGCCCAGCUUAUUUUGAACUUAUGUAUUGUAUUCACGAUCUAAUAAAAUAAUUUAUUCCAACGUCAAUACGAAAGAACCUAAAAAACCAACAUGUAUUAACAACUAUGCAACUGGUGAGUUUUUCGGACUUUCACACCAUCGUAGAAUAUAACUUCGUCCUGACCCGAAAAGUAAUCAACAGCCGCUAAAUCCUAACUCUAUUGCUACUAACAACUAAAAUUGUCGGAAAUCUUUCAGAUAGCAAAUUCUACAAACCUACAGGUAAAUUGAUUUUUGUCAGUAAGCUAGCUGGGUGCAUUAUUAUUUAAAACUCAUAUUUAGUUGCCUUUUGUUAGAAAGGCGUGUCGGUUACGAAAAACCAAGUUGUCCAGUUCAACUGUUGACCACAUUAUUUUUUUUUAUUGAUUAGACGUAAUUCCAACCGAUGUGUUCAAUUUGACUUUACGUACCUAAACUGCGCGUGGUGUGUAUGACAAGUGAUUUGAAAUUUUCGGCUGGCCCGAUUUUCGCAGGAAAAAAACAUUUAUAUUGCAAAAAAAUAUUUCUAUUAUAAUCCAAUGUUAUAUACAUCACAAGUAGAUGAUUUAUUAUACAGUAACUAAAAUUGCUUCGGAUUACGCGCUAGCAUUAUUUAACUUGAAAAAUCCGAAAUGUGGAUAUUUAGUUUGUUUUUAUCAAAAAUUCGUUUUUAAACCAACAUUCCGUUAAAUUUGUGGCGCAAGUUUUCGUUUUAUUAUCCUGGAUAUCCCCAAGAAAGCAUUUUUAGUUGUUGUAUGUAAAAAUUUGUAUAUAACAAGCUUAUAGUUUUUACUACAAAACUGGAAUGUACGAUCGUAUAUUUUUUUAAUAUACACACCAAAGAAGUAAAUUGUAAGAAUUACAAUAAAUCUAUCUACUUAAUUAACUUAUACACCUCUCUAUUCUUUCUAAUGAGCUCUCGGCAGCAUGAAACAGUUAAAUAGAAACUUAAAAAAAAUUAAAACACUGCAUAUACGUAAUGUCCUGAACAUCUACGUUACUAUGCCUGUCUCAAAAACAAUUCUACUUCUCCAAUAAACAGAAUGAUAAACCAUCACAAAAGUUAAGUUUUAUAUAUAGAAAAGUAUCAAAUCGAGUGGUGUUACUUGGGUGUGUAGUUUUUAGCUGUGAGAUGUUGGAAUUAUCUUUGUAUAAAAUCCAGUAAAUCAAGUAAAAACGCGUUAAAUUAUUUUGAUAUCUACCUCUUUGUGUAAAUUUAGGAAUUCACCUUGUAUUUUUAAAUGUUAGCAAAUUUAAAAGCUGAAACGGAGAAGAGUUAUUUUGCGAUUUUCGAAUUAAUGUAGCUUUACUGGAAUUGAGCGCACAUUUUGAUAACUUUGCUAUGUAAGGCAAGUUUUUGCCUAGAAAAGUGGUACAAAUGUGGUAACUUAGUAUUCUCUUUAGCUUUGUAAAGAUAGCUUGUAAAUACUUCAAUUAUAAGAUAAAUAAAGUUAUAGUAUUGCC
Messenger RNA from Dendroctonus ponderosae (mountain pine beetle), 3994 nucleotides. It is a transcript of the gene ken, whose product is annotated as transcription factor Ken. Gene Ontology annotation, biological process: regulation of transcription by RNA polymerase II. Gene Ontology annotation, cellular component: nucleus. The transcript has 4 exons. Gene Ontology annotation, molecular function: RNA polymerase II cis-regulatory region sequence-specific DNA binding; DNA-binding transcription factor activity; protein binding. Lineage: Eukaryota; Metazoa; Arthropoda; Insecta; Coleoptera; Curculionidae. The coding region runs from base 529 to 2202 and encodes 557 amino acids. The record is from RefSeq and is a predicted model, not a curated record.